AUGGAUACCGACCCAGCUCCAAACAGCUCCUUGGCGUGGGCCAGCAAAAUAAUGCAAGAACAGUAUGCAUCCGGGAUACGCAAAUUGACAAGUGAAAGCAGUGGCCGACACUUCAACACCAUGAAAGCGACUGCCGAACAAAUCGAGAUGUUCUGUAUUGCAGAGACGGCUACGCAGUACCAGGCCCUUACACCAUAUCUAUGGGAACUUUUAGGGUACCUUCUAAAUGCCACUACGAAGAUAUCAAAGGUAGACAGGGACAGGGAUAGGGAUUAUAGGAUGAGUGAUGUGGAGGCUAAAGACACAUAUUGGGAUCACGUCGACAAGUUAGACUUGGAAGGAAUCAUCGAGAACCUGGCAAGUAGCACCAACAAGCGCAAACACAAUUGCAAAGCUGCAAUUGCAGUUAAAAAAGUUGUCAUUUUGAGUAUCAUGAUGCAGAGUACAAAUCAAAAGUCCGAUGCACUGCAGAGCGUGAUAGGUAUCUUCUUGCAAUCAUCACAUUCCCCCGAGAAGGUUAUCGACGCGAUGGCCUGCAUAGGUGUCUCAAUCUCACAAAGUGCAAUCCACAGUGCCAUUUGGUCGUUAUUAGCUGAGUCUCACCGUAACAUCUGUGCACUAGGGAAAACAAUGCUAGCCUCAUAUGCAUAUGCCAAUUUUGACGUGGACUUGAAGUCUCACCAACCUGUGGCCAAAAAAUCAUCAGAUACAUUGAAGCACCUCACUUUGGGGCUGCUAUUUCCCUUGCAGCAUGGUGUUACUCUCAGAGACCUCAAGUGCUCUCAGGAACUCUGGGAAAAAUCCACUUUCAAUCCAGAUAUCAUUCCGUCUGAUGGUCUCACUAGGGAAACGUUAGAACAGCUACUCAGCAUACAUCCUGAUGUCCCCAACACCUCAGGACUUAGCUGUAGACAGCAAUUCAAUUCGUGGAAGUUCAUGCAUAAUCUCUGUCAUCAAGGACCUGCUUACUUUGCGAGCUUCAAGUCUCAGAUUGGACCUCUAGCACCAACCGAGCCAAUUCCUGUCGUCAAAACAUCUAUUAUAGCUGCCAGGGCCAUGGACAUCAAUAAUUUGACAGUGCCAGGAAACAUACAAGCUGUUGUAGAGUCGCUGGCACAGGGUGGAAUAACAGAGCCGUCUGCAGAUGGGGGUAGUGUAACAACCAAGAGUUAUUUACUCUGGUGCACACAGGAACACACUAUAAGGAAGAUGAUGGGGAGUGGUUACCCCUUAGGCUGCAGUGAGUUAGUUGUGCUAGACAACAGGAGGACUCGCUGA
This is a messenger RNA of Serpula lacrymans var. lacrymans S7.9, 1278 nucleotides long. RefSeq lists its product as uncharacterized. The transcript is spliced from 2 exons. NCBI's taxonomy places the organism in Eukaryota, Fungi, Basidiomycota, Agaricomycetes, Boletales, Serpulaceae. The record is from RefSeq and is a predicted model, not a curated record. The coding region runs from base 1 to 1278 and encodes 425 amino acids.